AUCACGACUUUCUCCGCCUUCAAUAUUCACUACAGUUCACUAAACACCUUGCGCUCCGCCGAAUAGCCUUCCUAAGCCCUCGGAUUCUCUUCAUAUCAUCUACACGACUUAGCCUCAACAGUUAAUAUGCUCCUCGACGAAGACCCCGCGGCCCUCAUAGCUCAGUGUACCAAAAACUUUAAAUCUGACCCGGAUCACUCCUCCCUCCUCCGAAUCUCCGAUUCUCUUGCCACCCUCUCCCAAUUCCGAACGCAACACCUCGCCUCUCUCCAAACGACACUCUCAAAACUCUCGCGCCAGCACCAAACACUCUCCUCGACGCACAACCUCACUCUUUCGCAACACAACCCGACAAACCAUGCGAGCGAGAUCCUGCGGCUUGAUACCGAAAAAUUCAAGAUCGCGAAACAGGCGAGUGAUUUGGAGAUUGAGGGUGAGAGACUGCAGUCGGAGUUAGGGAGGUUAGGGGGGGUGUUAGGGGAGCUGGAUGAGGAAGGGGUGGAGGGCGCAGCGGAGAGAGAGAGGUUGCCGGAGGAGGAUGCUACGGUGCUUAAGCUAAAAGUCUACCGCACGCUUGGUAUCGAUGUCGAAGCCGAUGCGAUGACGGGACAGUAUAGUAAGGCUGUGAUCCGAAAUGCGGCGAAGGGGGAUGUGCAUGUUGUGAAUAUCGAUCCGAAGUUCUCGAGGCACUUCUAUACGAAUUACUUCUGGAGGACGAUGUAAGGAUGCUAGGAUGUCACGGAUACCGGCUAGGACGGAUGUAACGAAGUGAAAUGAGGGGUCUAGGGCGUGUGUAUUUGAUAGUUGUCGCUGGCUAGCGUGGAGAUGGGUAUGAUUACAGGAGUACGGGCCCCGACAAGAGAUACCUGGCGUUCUAGGUCAAUGAUCACGUUACCUUGCUAUGC
Messenger RNA from Lindgomyces ingoldianus, 905 nucleotides. RefSeq names its product Spc24-domain-containing protein. The coding region runs from base 127 to 723 and encodes 198 amino acids. Lineage: Eukaryota; Fungi; Ascomycota; Dothideomycetes; Pleosporales; Lindgomycetaceae. The transcript has 3 exons. The record is from RefSeq and is a predicted model, not a curated record.